AUGGACAACGGAAACCCAACAGAAGGCAAGGAUCCUUCGACUUUUCUUAGCGAGAUCACUGGAGCUCCAGUGACUGUGAAGCUCAACUCUGGCGUCGUUUAUCAAGGCGAACUCCAGUCUGUCGAUGGAUACAUGAAUAUUGCAUUGGAAAAAACAGAGGAAUACGUCAAUGGGCAACUAAGGCGCUCUUAUGGUGACGCUUUUGUUCGUGGAAACAACGGUAUGCUAUUUCGCACUCAUUAUGGGGUUGACUUGGCGAAACUGACUGAAGGUAGUACUUUACAUUUCAGCGCGAUAGUCACAAAGCCGGCUCCGAUUGAAGGGGACCAUUUAUACUCUGGCAUCGUAUCUACUACCACCGAGACGAGUUCCGAUCAGACCACGAACAAGAAACAGAAUUGUGAUGUGGCUCAACAAUAA
Talaromyces amestolkiae is the source of this 420-nucleotide messenger RNA. RefSeq lists its product as uncharacterized. Gene Ontology annotation, cellular component: U4/U6 x U5 tri-snRNP complex; U6 snRNP; nucleolus. The record is from RefSeq and is a predicted model, not a curated record. Gene Ontology annotation, biological process: mRNA splicing, via spliceosome; maturation of SSU-rRNA. NCBI's taxonomy places the organism in Eukaryota, Fungi, Ascomycota, Eurotiomycetes, Eurotiales, Trichocomaceae. The transcript has 2 exons. Gene Ontology annotation, molecular function: RNA binding. The coding region runs from base 1 to 420 and encodes 139 amino acids.